AUUUUGUGCUUUCAACUGCUUGAAGUUAGCACACCUGAGAGUGAGACUCCCUCUUGACCAAUAUGGGCACUCCCAACAAACCAAGCAACCAAUCCAUCUCUUCCUCUGCCUCCUCCUCUUCCCCCUCUCAUCCAUUCCCUCGUUCUUCUUCUUCUUCCUCCUCCUCUUCCUCUUCUUCUCCUCAACUGGACAACCCAACCAACAGCCUAUCAUCCUCCUCCUCCUCCUCCUCCUCCUCCUCGUUCCUCCACACCUCCUCCUUCAUCUUCUUCGUCCUCCUCAGUCUCGCCAUCGCCUGUCUCUGCGUGUAUGAUAUCAUCAGACAGACUACCUCUGGCCUCAGAUCUUCUACCAUCCAACUCACCUCCAUCGCACUCGGCUCCUGUCUCUUGGUCCUCGUCGUCUCCUUCUUCACAUCCAUCUCUCGAUACCUCACCGUCAAACAUACUCUCACUCUCAUCCCCAAACCAUACAUCCCGAUCUCCCAAGUUGACCUACCCAAUCCGAUCUUCCAAACGAUCAACCAAGAGUAUGGUCGGAUUGCUAUCAUCACCUACCUGGCCAGUACCCCAGACAACCCACAUCAACCACCACCACAGGAAAGAGUCGGACUGGCUGGAUGGGGCAAACCGGGGACGAUACACCAUGGUAAACGGUUUGCUGAUCAGAUUCUGAAAGACUUCAAAACCCUAGAGCAUGCCCUCGAUGGCUUGUUACCCAUCCAACCGAUACCAUCCAUCCCGACGCGUCAAUCCUCAACGAUCGAUGGCCCACUCACUCGAUAUCUCCAUAUCCUCAACCCAUCCUCACCCACCCAACCCACACCCAUCCUACUCACACCAGCUCAAAAGCACAUCCUCAAUCGAUACGCACUCCUCAUUCAAAAAUCAUUAGCACCCUCCUCGAUCGUCACCGAAUCUGAUUAUCAGGUCGCCUGCAAAUGUCUCGUCAUCCUGGUCGAUCAGAUCCAGCUCUCUCGCUCCCCCGAUUGGCCUAAUCCAGAUGGCUAUGGUCCCAAGGGACAUCCGCUCUAUCAGGGUAUCAGAUUUAAGGAUGCGAUCAUCGAAACAGCAAUCAAAUUAGAACAAUCAUUGGCGCAGAAGCUGCUGGUUCAAUCGGUCAAGCCCAGCAAGACUGCGAGUCUUACGCCUCCCUCGACGAUGCAAACGAGUCGGCCAGGAAGUGGUAUGCGAACGACGACGAUCACAGGGACGAUGAACGGGAAGGAGGCGAUCGAGAACCUGGUCAAGAAACUCUUCCCGCUCAUCUAUCCUCCCUUCCUGCCUAGCGCCUUUGGGCCGAUCAUCACCGGAUACGAAAACCUCAUCAAGGAGAUCGCCUUCCUACAUCCGCAACUCGAACGAUCUCUCGAGGAGUACGAAUACGCUUUGAGGUGUAUCGGCUCACUUAUCUCACACGUCCAGAAAACUUUGUAGAUGUCUAUUUGAUCUUUUUUUUUCAUUCUCACAAAAUGGCAAUUCAAAAACAAAAGGUCAUGGUGCUCUCAGUUGUGGAUCGAAACUGUAGAUGAGGAAAUUUGCAAUUAAAAGGAACAUUGAUAUGGUGAAAUUGGUGAUGAUAAGAAUGAUCA
Molecule: messenger RNA, 1591 nt
Organism: Puccinia graminis f. sp. tritici CRL 75-36-700-3
Lineage: Eukaryota; Fungi; Basidiomycota; Pucciniomycetes; Pucciniales; Pucciniaceae
Exons: 4
Coding region: 63-1436 (457 amino acids)
Source: RefSeq, a predicted model, not a curated record